This is a messenger RNA of Aspergillus pseudonomiae, 1410 nucleotides long. RefSeq names its product F-box protein. The record is from RefSeq and is a predicted model, not a curated record. The coding region runs from base 1 to 1410 and encodes 469 amino acids. Gene Ontology annotation, molecular function: protein binding. The transcript is spliced from 4 exons. Lineage: Eukaryota; Fungi; Ascomycota; Eurotiomycetes; Eurotiales; Aspergillaceae.
AUGGGUACGAGCCAACUCCCGUGCACGCUGUGUGGUAUCAGCUUCAACAUCUCACGUAUCCGGACCAUCGAUGAGCCCUACUCAGCGGCGUGGUCCGCAGAAGACUCGACACAGUUUAUUUGUGCCCUCGAUGAUUACGACGACGACGGCAGUGACUGUGGUCAGUGUAUCACCGCUGAGACAGGCUGUGUUUGGGUUGUUCGCAACUCUCAGACUAUAAAAAAUGGCAUUGAUCAGUCAGAGGAGCCACAGUAUAGAUUCCUAUUCUUUGAAAUGGAUGAUGGCCACCUCCCCACGGUCGGACAAAUACUGCCGAUGGGCGAACGGCUGGAGGAAAAGGCAGGUCGCAUUGGCAUAAGAAGGGCUCAUCUUGAACAUGUCGCUGGUCCGGGAUGUCGUUCUACACUGGGAUAUUCUGGGACCACCAUCUCUCCGGAGGAGAUUCGAGGCUGUCACACUGGGCAGGGUCUGGUCUACCGCAACGGGGACGAAGAGUCCGCGCCAGAUGACCUGGAAUGCGAAAGUGACAGCGAUUAUUUCCUCUCGGGGCUCGUGGACUACAUGCCGUAUGUUGGAAGUGUGGGUGGGGAUGUGUUUCCUGCAAGACAUGGCUACGAUUGGAUUGAACCGGCGGACCCGUUCAAUGAUGGGUUCGAACGCUACAGGGCACUGCCGUUCCAUCCAUGGUGUUUCGGGGUGUACAUGAAACUCUCCAGACUUCGACUUGGCCGUGUCGAGAUCAACGAUCUCGUAGAAUACUUUGACAAUGUCGAACGCUUCCCACGCCAGUACUUUGACGAGCCUGAUUCGGCCGUUCAGAAAGCCGCCGGUGAAUCGUGGAUUCAUUCCAAGGGUGAUGAAUGGCUCGUUGCGAAUCCGUUCUACGUUCCCAGGCUUCGGGAGAUCCUGGAACGAGCGAUAGAUACUGGACCGUCAUUCAGUCCCCAGGAUGGUGCAUUUGAGCCCCUUCUAUCCAUGACCAAGAAUACAACUGACCCGUUUACUCGAUUGCCGCGAGAAAUACUGGAUAUGAUUAUAAAAAGCCUCUCCACGAAAGACAUUGCAUCUCUUCGUCUCGUCUCAAGGCAGUUCUACCAGCUGCACGUCUCACUCUGGCAUCGCCUGAUCCAAGAGGACAUGCCUUGGUUAUGGGAGGUGUGGUCUAAUGAGAAGCCCUACUUCUGGGCGACAGUCACUGCAGAGGAUAUAAAACAGAAUAGAGGGGAGACCAGAGUUGAGUACGGAGAGGAGAAAGUACUGACACAUAAAAUCAAUGUUGAUGAGCAUCUGACUAAAUGGACAAUGCCAAUGCCUACACCCAGCCGAACUAACUGGUUUCUCCUGUAUAGGGAUAUUAAGCGACAUUGGACCGAGCGUAAAGGUCGUAUCCUGCCACCACAAGGGGCAUAA